Molecule: messenger RNA, 4695 nt
Organism: Malassezia pachydermatis
Lineage: Eukaryota; Fungi; Basidiomycota; Malasseziomycetes; Malasseziales; Malasseziaceae
Product: glycosyltransferase family 2 protein
Exons: 1
Coding region: 1-4695 (1564 amino acids)
Cellular component (GO): cell periphery; cell septum
Molecular function (GO): chitin synthase activity
Source: RefSeq, a predicted model, not a curated record
AUGAGCAGCCAUCUUCCGCUGCCCAAGCCAAGCGGGAGCGGUGGUGGCGGUGGUAGUUUCCUGAGCCGCGCUGGAAGCUUUGCUCGCCGUGACCGCGAUAUCGAGGCGGGCUCAGCUACAGGUGUACAACGCAAAAAGUCAAUGGUGCGGCCAGAGCGUGAGCGUAUGGACCCCAACCACCGGCAAUGGCACUAUCGUAACCAUGCUGCUCAGAUGGAUAAUACACAUGGCUCUAAUGUAGCCUACAUGCCAUCAUCAACAGGUCAUAUGCCGCACCAUGGCGCUGCGCCGUCAGGGCAAGGCUUUGUGGCAGGUAUGGGACCUGGCGGCGGUGUAAGUGGUCUCGGCCUGGCAGGACAUGGCGGCCCACAACCCCAACGCCAUCCACAACUGCGUCGUGGUAAAUCUAUUUUGGGUCACAAUGAAGACAAGGUGGAAAGUGGUAUCCACUUCCUUCGUCGUGGCGUGAGUAUGCGACGUACCGCUCCUGGCAACCCAGACUCGAGGCUCAAGGAGGGUCAAAACGAUCCGCCGCCCAAGGAUGGCUGUUUUGACUGGAUUGCGCCGGGUCCUGUGGGCCCAUGGAUGAUUUACAGUUGGUUCGUGACGUCGUGCAUUACCAGUCCCUGCCUUCGCAUGGUCGGCAUCAAGACGCCUGAGCAGCAACGUGCGUGGCGUGAGAAGAUGGGUCUAAUCAGUAUUAUUUUGGUGCUCAUGGCCAUUGUUGGUUACAUUACCUUUGGUUUCACACAGACUGUAUGUGGCGUCCAAAAUCGAUAUGACCUGCAUGACAUUUACUUUGGCACCGAUGCUGCUCCCAGUGUGCUUAUGGGUGGUAAGAUGUUCACUUUAGAUAAAUGGCAUCACCCUGGAUUUUCUGGUGAUCAAGGUUAUGCGGAUCUGACCAACAAAUCUCUCACCCCUGCUGAUAUUGCCAAGUAUGGCUCCAAUUACGGUGCCGAUUUGAACUUGAUUUUCCAACAACCUGGCGGUGCUUGUGAAGGUGUACUGAAGCCCACACAAACCAACCCUCCGCGCUACUUUGAAUGCGCAAUUUUGCGAACUAGAGAACAGUACGGUACAACACAAAUUUUCAAGAGUAAUGAUGCGUGCCACGACGUUUCGACAAGGACCAAUAUGAUCAAUGGAAAGCCAGGUUAUCCCAGAGUUAUGGGUGAUGCAUAUGUUAAAUGGGAAGAUAUGGCGAAUUACACUAACCACCUGAUGUUUUGGCGAAGUCAUGCUAUUGAUAUCACCAUUCUGAGUCAGAAAGAACCUCUGGUUCAGCUUACAGACUUCAUGACAAAAUUGACCAGACCAGGUCCCUUCCAAACCAACUGGACAGGCAAAGAUAUCACGGCACAGGGUAUGCGUGCCGGUCUUACAAAGGAGUUGGACUGCUUGGCUCAGCUGGGGAGCAUUGCUUCGGUCGAUGUCGAUUCGUACGGUUGUAUUGCGUCGCAAGUGGAGUUGAUUCUUUCCAUGAUUUUCAUUAUCGGUGCUGUGGGUAUCAAAUUCAUUAUGGCCGUGGUUUUCGCAUGGCUGCUUUCUUGGCGCAUUGGUAACUACGACAAUGAGUCGUAUGCCCAGCGCAUGAAGCGUAUGAACGAGGUCGAGACGUGGACGGAUGAUAUCUACCGCCCUGCGCCUGCGGGUUACCGCCCCAAUGUGAAGAAGUCAUUCCUUCCCACGACAAGUCGCUUUAAUCAGGCGUACCAGAAGCCACAGGCCAAACCUACUACGCUGGAGCGCAAGAUUGCUGCUGCGCGUAUGGGUCACAAUGGCACGCCCGUGGGAUCUCCACCUGGCUCGCCAUUGCUGACGGCCGGUCGUAGCUCGAUGUCGUUGACGCAGCCUAUGCUGCCGUCAUCGCAGUCGAUGCACUCCUCAACGUCGAGCAACGAGUCGCCAUGGGGCCCAUGUCCAUUCCCCCUCUACAAUGUGGUACCACAGCCGCCGUCAAACUACCAGCCCUUCAACUUCCCGCUGGUGCAUGCCAUUUGUCUAGUCACGGCCUAUUCCGAGUCGUUUGAAGGUUUGCGUACGACGCUGGACAGUCUGGCUACGACCAACUAUCCAAACAGUCACAAGCUCCUCUUGGUGAUUGCAGACGGUAUUGUGAAAGGUGCGGAUUCAGACAUUUCGACUCCCGAUAUCUGUUUAUCGAUGAUGAAGGACUUGAUUGUGUCGCCUGAGGAAGUGGAGGGCUAUUCGUAUGUGGCCAUCGCCGACGGUACAAAGCGCCACAACAUGGCGAAGGUGUAUGCUGGCUUUUAUGACUAUGAUGACCAUACGGUGGAGCGCUCCAAGCAACAGCGUGUGCCGAUGAUUUUGAUUGCCAAGUGUGGUACGAUGAUGGAAAUGGACAGUGCCAAGCCCGGUAACCGUGGUAAGCGUGACUCGCAGGUCAUGUUGAUGGCCUUUAUGCAAAAGGUCCUGUUCGAUGAGCGUAUGACGCAGUUUGAGUACGAGUUCUUCAAUUCUAUCUGGCGUGUAACGGGUGUGACGGCUGAUCAGUACGAGAUUGUGCUCAUGGUAGACGCCGAUACCAAGGUGUUCCCCGACUCGCUGACGCGUAUGACGGCUGCGAUGGUGGAAGAUCCCGAGAUUAUGGGCUUGUGUGGUGAGACAAAGAUUGCCAACAAGACACAGUCGUGGGUGACGAUGAUUCAAGUGUUCGAGUACUACAUUUCUCACCACCAAACGAAAGGCUUUGAGGCAUGCUUUGGUGGUGUGACGUGUUUGCCCGGCUGUUUCAGUGCGUAUCGUAUCAAGGCGCCUAAGGGUCCGAAAGGUUUCUACGUGCCGAUUCUUGCCAACCCUGAUAUUGUGGAGCAUUACUCGGAGAAUGUGGUGGACACUCUGCACAAGAAGAACCUGCUAUUGCUGGGUGAGGACCGUUACUUGACGACACUGAUGCUCAAGACGUUCCCGAAGCGCAAGAUGAUGUUCCAACCAUCGGCUGUUUGCAAGACGAUUGUGCCUGACUCAUUCCGUGUGCUGCGUUCGCAACGUCGUCGUUGGAUCAACUCAACUGUUCACAAUCUAUUGGAGCUGAUCCAAGUCAAGGACUUGUGUGGUACGUUCUGUUUCUCGAUGCGUUUCGUGGUGUUUAUGGAUUUGGUGGGUACGCUCGUGCUGCCCGCUGCGUUGGCUUUCACGUUGUAUGUCGUUGUGCGUGCCAUCCAAAUUCCUAUUGCGAAUCAAAGCAAGGUGAAGGAGCAGCGAGAAGAGUUCCCGCUUAUGCCGUUGGUUCUUUUGGCGCUGAUUCUAGGUCUGCCUGGUGUGCUGAUUGUCAUUACAAGUCGCCGCUUCAUGUAUGUGCUGUGGCUAUGUGUUUACCUGAUCUCGCUCCCUGUUUGGAAUUUAAUUCUUCCCGCUUAUGCGUACUGGCACAUGGAUGACUUUUCCUGGGGUGCUACGCGUGUUGUGCAGGGUGAAAAGAAGGGCGAACACCAUGGUGAUGCUGAUGGCGAAUUUGAUUCGUCGGAUAUGAUUAUGAAGCGCUGGAUUGAGUUUGAGCGUGAACGCCGCUGGCGCUCUGGCAUGGAGUCGCGCGACGGUGGUGACCAGGGUAGCCUGUUCUCUACACCGAACGAUGCGCCUCUGCCUCAGCUCCCGCCUGGCGCUGGCGCCAGCGCCAGCAACGCGCCCGAAGAACCGCGGCGCGUUGGAUCACGUGCUCGUUUGGACUCGGUGCCGCUCCUGGAACUGCCUGCGCCGCUGGGCACCGAUGCGCGUCAGCGCAAGGCCUCGCCGCCUACGAACGCAGUGGGCCCUACGUCCCGCCCACCAGGCCCGGCACCUCUCGGUAUGAACCCAAGUCCGAGCCCCACUCCCAAUCCGAACGCCUCGAUGGCGGCGCGGCAGCACUUGUUUGGACCCUCACCGACUAGCGCUGCGAUGCGGCCUCCACCGAUGACGGGCGCACGUCCGCCUGCUGGUAUGAUCUCUUCACCUCCGCCGCGCCCAGGUAUGCCACCUGACCCUGGCUCGCCGCCGGGCAGUACGCCACAUUCGCCGCCGCAAUCUCCACCGAUCCGGCCAAUGGCUCAGCCCAACCCGUGGGCAUCGCCUCCUCAGCGGCCCGGUGUCCCGGCGAGCUACGCGAUGCCAGGUCAGCCACCGCGUCCUCCUCACCUAAUGAACUAUCCACCGCGUCCUCCCGCGCCUGGCGGCGCUGCCUCGCCUCCGCCGCGUCCCACUCACCUCGCGAGCUUUGGCCAGGUGCGCCCCAUGGCGUCUGGCGCGAUGCCUGGCCGCCCUGGCAUGCCUACGUCGCCACCUAUGCGCCCGGUUAUGGGCCCUUCCUCGCCUCCGCCGCGUCCGCCCUCGUUGGCAGGUUUCUCGGCGCCAGGACGUCCGCCCAUGUCACCGCCGCCGCAAGGUGACGCUGCGUCGCCGCCCAUGUCGCCCGGUGCAAAUGCUAUCCGACCUUCGUCACCGCCAUUGCUCGGCCCUGGUCAAGCACCUCUCCCUCGCGCGCCUGUGCGACCUCAGGUGCCGCAAGGUGUGCAGCGUGUGAGCUUGACGGAUGAUGGUCCUGUGGCGGGCUCGUCUGGCAGCAUGCGUCAAGUGGUCCGUGGUGCACGUCGUCAAUCGUCUGCCAACCAUGGCCCUCAGCUCCCGCCGUUUGACUCCUCGUUUACUACCAAUCCAUUUGAGUCGUUGGACAGUGAGUACACGAAAAAGUAA